This is a messenger RNA of Hippopotamus amphibius kiboko, 2674 nucleotides long. Its product is annotated as zonadhesin-like. The record is from RefSeq and is a predicted model, not a curated record. The coding region runs from base 146 to 1201 and encodes 351 amino acids. NCBI's taxonomy places the organism in Eukaryota, Metazoa, Chordata, Mammalia, Artiodactyla, Hippopotamidae. The transcript has 7 exons.
GUUAACCAGGGGACCACUCUGGGUUCUGCCCGCAUCAUUGCUCUUGGAGCGGGGAGGAGGUUGAGAAGAUUGUGCUUCACUCAACAGCCAUUCACCAGUCUCCUUUGUUGGCCAGGGGUAGGGCAGCCCCCACCCAUCUCCGCAGAUGCACAGUCUGAGUCACCUGCGCUUUAUUCAACUUUCCAGCCUCAGCCAGACCAGACGAGGACCACGAUCCCUGGGUGCUUCCCAGGCCCCCUGGAUCCACGAACAACGGGGUGGCAGAGCUGAGUUACAGGUCCCUACUCGGGCCCCCACCUCCGCUCCAGUCCUGCAGAACCAAGUGACCUGCAGCAAGGAGCGAGGAGAACAAUCUUGCCCUGAAAACGGCCACUGGGAGACAUGUGCUGAUAUCUGCGGGGCCAGCUGUCCACACGAGGAGGUGCCUCUGACCUGCCACAGCCCGUGCCGUGAGGGCUGCGUGUGUGAUGCCGGCUAUGUGUUCAGUGGUGGGGCUUGCAUGCACUUGGCCCUCUGUGGCUGCCCCUGGCAAGGCCGUGUCCUGCCCCUGGGGGCUCGAGAGCUGAGCUCCAACUGCCGUGAGCUGUGCGAGGGUAAGGAGGCUGAGUGGCCACCUCACUGUGUCCCCCAGGCUUGCAGAGAUGGGGCCGCAUGUCUCCUGCGUGCUGGGGCCUGGCGCUGUGGAGUCCCGAGAGGCAGCAGCUGGGUGUCAGGUGACCCCCGUUACCGCACCUCUGAUGGGGCCACCUUCACGACCCAGGGGGCCUGCCCCUACAUGCUGAGCCAUACCCGUCCACCCCGCAGCCCGUGUGACGCGGCCCAGCGGGUCCAGGUGGAUGCCCACAGGGUGAAGGUGAUGACGGAGGCUCAGACUCCCGGCAGGGUUCAGGUGAAUGAGACCCAGGCCCACCUACCCUUGCCCCUGACCAGCAACCCCGUGCAUCUGUACUUCCGUGGUUCUGGGGCGGUGCUACAGACCAAGGCUGGCCUCCUAGCUGCCUAUGACUGGCGCCACCACUUACGCGUCAUGGUGCCCGAGACCUGUGCUGGGGCCCUCUGUGGCCUGGCGGGGGGGAGCUUCCGUGGCUCCAAUGGCUCCCUGCUGCCCGACACAUGGAGGCCUCUUCACGAUCAGCUGCAAGAAUCCGGAUUCCCCAGCCAGCUCCUGCAUCACGGGCCCCACCCGUCUGUGCCCACAUGACAGGGAGGCCCGGACCCGUCCCUGGUCUUCUGUGGGCUGCUGGGGACCCACAGCAGGGCCCUCCAGGCCUGUGAUGAGCCAGCCGAGGCCCAAGCCCACAUGGAGAACCACGUCCACGACCUCUGUGCCACCAGGGACUCCAGGGAGCUCUCACGUGCAGUGCUAGGGAGUCACGCCCAGCAGUGCCAGUGGCAGGGCCUCCCCGUGCAGCCCUGGAGACACCCAGUAGACUGUGACGAGUGGCCACUGUACUGGUUCUCAGGGCGUGGGCGCUGCCUUCCUCUCCAUGCCAGCCAGGAGUCUUCUGCUUGCUGGCUACAGAAAACUAAUCAGCUCACUUUGCUGACUUAUGUAAUUAAUGAUCUAAAAGUAGUUACUUCAGGCCUGUCUCAGUCUGGAGUUCAAACAGUAUCAUCAGCCCUGGUUUCCUGCUUCCUGCCGCGUUGGCCCUUGUCUGGACAGGCUCACCCUGAGAAGAGUAGCUCCAGACCUGCAGACACUCAGGUUUCAGCCCAGCAGGAAAGAGAAACCCUUAGUUGGGAAGGCCCAGCACAAUUUCACUGUAUCUCAGUGGCUGUGACUGGCUCCUUCUUGAGUCAAUCACUGGCCGGGCUCGGGGCUGUGGGGUGGGAUGAUUCUCCAAUUGGCUUCUGCCUGACUCCAGGCUCUGACCCUAGGGAGGUUGUCUGGGCAGAAGCUGGGGUGAGGUUAGCAGCGGACAAUGGGUGCCGGCUGGUGCCCCAAAGACAAACAUGCACUCUUCUCCCCAUCUUUGUCCUGCAGCUGAGCCACCUUUGUCAGGAGCAUUAAGCCGUCUUUCAAAUAUUUUUGAUAAUGACCCACAGUGUGAAAUACAGUUAGUUUGGGGACCCAAUUGUAUUCGUUUUCUAUUGCUGCUGUAGCAAAUUGCCACAAACUCUGUAGCUUAAAACAACAAAAAUUUAUGACAUUACAAUUCUACAGGUCAGAAAUCUGACACAGUUCUCAUCAGGCUAAAAAUCAAGGUGUCUGCAGGGCUGUGGGCCUUUCUGCAGGGUCUAGGGGAGAGUCAUCUUCUUGCUCAUUCAGAUUGCUGCUGAAUUUAAUUCCUGGUGGUUGUAGGACUGAGGUUUCCAUUUCUUUGCUGGCUGUAAACUGAAGUCUGUCCUCAGCUUCUAGAGGCCUCCCACAUUCCCUGGCUUGUGGCCCCUUUCUCCAUUUUCAAAGCCACUAACAGCAGGCCUGGUCCCUCUCAUGCUUCAAAUCUCUCCUGCCUCUUUGUAACCUUCCUGCCUCCAUCUUCCACUGUCAAGAACUCAUGUGAGUACAUUGGGCCCAUCUGGAUAAUCCAGGAUAAUCUCCCUCAUCUCAAGGUCCGUAAUGUAUUCAUACCUGCAGAGUUUCUUUUGCCAUAUGAUGUAACAGGUUCACAGGAUCCAGGGAUUAGGCCAUUAUUUGGCCACACCAGUAUGUACAUACACAUAAUACAAAGUG